AUGCAUCACUACAACAGACCGAAGACAAACCUUACGCCAUAUCUGUCUCAGCUUGAACACUUUACUUACCCUUCGACUUUCCUCUCUCCUUCACACAAACAGCCAAGCCAAAAGAGCUUCAAGACAAAGGUCACUUUGGCCAAGGCAUCCCGCCAAAACCGCCCAAUCCCACCAUGGUUCCGCAUGAAGACUGACAACAAGAUCCAAUACAACAAGAACCGUAGACAUUGGAGACGUACUAAGCUCGGUAUCUAA
Molecule: messenger RNA, 255 nt
Organism: Meira miltonrushii
Lineage: Eukaryota; Fungi; Basidiomycota; Exobasidiomycetes; Exobasidiales; Brachybasidiaceae
Exons: 1
Coding region: 1-255 (84 amino acids)
Biological process (GO): translation
Cellular component (GO): cytosolic large ribosomal subunit; ribosome
Molecular function (GO): structural constituent of ribosome
Source: RefSeq, a predicted model, not a curated record